AUGAAACUUGACAUGUGUUUGUCCACCCAGAGUGUCACAAACUUAAAGUGUGACAAACCAGAUGAUUAUCCAGAAAUGCAGGUGGAUGAUGGCUAUCUUUCCAAAUCUGUGUUUGAUGACGGGCAGGACGUGGAAUAUAAAUGUGCUCCAGGUUACAUGCAAACGGGUGGCAGUCGAAAAUCUUACUGCAAGGAAGGACACUGGACUCCCUUGAAGAUGAAAUGCCACAAGAUUAAGUGCAAGCCAUUGAGUGCCAUUCAUCGUGGACGAUGCAUGCCGGAGGGAGACUCGUAUGGUGAUAAAGCUGUUGUGAAGUGUGAUGAAGGACUGAAUGGAGAACAGCAACUCCGCUGUGGAGCAGCUGGUUCAUGGACACCAAGUGUUCCCACCUGUGAGCCAGUGAGCUGUCCAGACAUUGAUGUUGCCAACGGUCAGGUCACCUCACCAGCGGUUUCGUUUAAUGCCGUUGUUCAGAUUAUCUGCUCUCCUGGAUUCCAGCUAAAUGGAGAAUGGCUACUCCGCUGUGGAGCAGAUGGUUCCUGGACACCGAAUGUUCCCACCUGUGAGCCAGUGCUCCAGGAUCCACAGUCUCCCCAGGAUCCAGCAUCAAGGUCCUGUUCAGCACCUGUGGUGGUAAAUGGAGGGAUCAAAGGUGGAGUGAAGCCAUUGUACAAAAUCCGUGACACUGUGAUCAUUGUCUGCAAGGCUGGCUGUUAUAUGGGAAAUACAUGGCAGCCCAUAGAACUGGAGAGAAAUUCCAGAGGACAAUCUAAACUGAUUAAGGCAAAUUUGGAGUUUUGCUCAAACCCUGUAGCGCCUUCUGUGAUGUAUAAUGGUUCUUGCAUGUAG
This is a messenger RNA of Xyrauchen texanus (razorback sucker), 849 nucleotides long. RefSeq names its product complement receptor type 2-like. Lineage: Eukaryota; Metazoa; Chordata; Actinopteri; Cypriniformes; Catostomidae. The transcript has 6 exons. The coding region runs from base 1 to 849 and encodes 282 amino acids. The record is from RefSeq and is a predicted model, not a curated record.